This is a messenger RNA of Colletotrichum graminicola M1.001, 912 nucleotides long. Its product is annotated as endo alpha-1,4 polygalactosaminidase precursor. The record is from RefSeq and is a predicted model, not a curated record. NCBI's taxonomy places the organism in Eukaryota, Fungi, Ascomycota, Sordariomycetes, Glomerellales, Glomerellaceae. The coding region runs from base 1 to 912 and encodes 303 amino acids. The transcript is spliced from 3 exons.
AUGACGCCCGGCGGCCUCGCCCGGCGCGCCGUGGACUGGAGCCAAUGGAAGCCCGGCAUGAGCUUCCAAAUCGUCCUUCACCACCCCAUCACGGCCGAGUCGUUAGCAGACGUUGUCCCCGCCGAGGCCGCAGUCUGGGACAUUGACCUGCAACACGCAGCGGACUACGACAACAUCAUUCCCACCCUUAAGUCAGCUGGCAAGAUAGUAAUCUGCUAUUUCAACGGUGGCGCCGUCCAAGACUGGGACGAAGACCUCGACGCAUUCCCCGCCGACGUCAUCGGCUCGUCCCUCAACCCGCCUUAUACAGACGAGCGCUACCUCGACAUCCGGGACGCCCGCGUCGUGGAUCUCAUGAAGCGACGCCUUGAGCGGGCUGCCGACAUUGGCUGCGGCGGCGUGGACCCGGACAACAUUGACGCCUGGGCAGAGGACGGUGAUGACCCGACUGGCUUCGGCCUCGCGCCCUCGGACUACGCGGCCUACACAAUCUCACUCGCCGCCCACGCACACACGCUCACCACGGCUUCCUCCCGGCCCCUUCUCCCGGGCCAGAAGAAUGCGCCUGCGAUUGCGCCCGAACUUUCCUCCGUCGUCGACUUCGCCGUGCUAGAGACGUGCCUCGGCACCCGGACCACGGACGAGGUGGAGCCCUUUUGCGCGGACUUCCGGCCAUACGUUGAAGCCGGGAAGCCUGUCUUCCAGAUCGAGUACCCGACGAGCGUCCGGGACGACGCCGAGAUCGACCUGGAGGACUACAAUUAUUUCUGCGUGAACAAGAACGGUAACGAGGGGUUCAGCGAGGUAUUGAAGCACGCGAGCGAGCAGAUCGACGGAUGGGGCCAGUUCUGUGGACUGGGAAUGACCGGGGGCAUAUUCGAAACGCCAACCGUCGACGAAGAUGAGGAAUGA